Messenger RNA from Macrobrachium nipponense, 1857 nucleotides. RefSeq lists its product as uncharacterized. Bases 1 to 1857 code for a protein of 618 amino acids. The transcript is spliced from 5 exons. NCBI's taxonomy places the organism in Eukaryota, Metazoa, Arthropoda, Malacostraca, Decapoda, Palaemonidae. The record is from RefSeq and is a predicted model, not a curated record.
AUGAAAGAUAGUGCUCCUGACGAGAUUCGUUCAAGGAGGGAGAAAUAUAAGGGCAGACAGAUUGAGCAGAAAGAACCAGGUCCUUCCAACAGAAUGGACCCUUCAUUCACAAGUCUGCGAGCAACUAUGGUCUCUUUGGGGGAAGCCUCAAGUAGACCUAUUUGCAACGUUCCUCUCCAGAAGGAUGGAGAACUUCUGCUCGUUGGGGGAGGAUCCCAGAGCCCUGUCAGUCGAUGCCAUGCUCAUGAACUGGAUGGGCAUAGAUGCAUAUGCUUUUCCCCCAUUCAAGAUUCUGGGGGAGGUAAUAAGGAAGUUCGUGUCCUCGGAAGGAAUGAGGAUGACGUUGAUCGCUCCCUAUUGGCCUGCAAGAGAAUGGUUCACAGAGUGGGAAAUGAAAUUGAAAGAACAUUAUGCCCUGUUAGAGCAUUGAAGUUUUACCUGCAAAAGAAGAAACAGUUGCAAGGUUGCAAUCAGAGCCUCUGGUGUGCAGUUAAAGACCCGAAAAGACCAAUGUCUAAGAAUGCAUUAGCCUUUUUUGUCAGAAAUGUUAUAACUGAAGCUCACAUGAGUUGUAAUAGUGAUUCAUUUAAGAAAUUAAGGGUUAAAGCGCACGAGACCAAGAAAGUAAGAUUAGUACAGUGUGCAGAUAGUGCCACUUUUGUUGGUUUGUAUUUGCUAGUGUCAUACUUUUCAGGCCAUGAAAGUAAGAUAGUACAUUAUGCAGAUAGUACCACUUUUAAUAGUGUGUAUUUGCUAGUGUCAUACUUUUCAGGCCAUAAAAAAGGAAAAAAAGAUAGAGUGCAGAAGAGAGAGUGGUUGCGUAGAAGAGGAGAGUUGGGAAGUCAUGUGACUAUAUUACGUGAACUCCAACAUGGACCUGAGCAUGAAUUUAUCAAGUACAUGAGAAUGGAUGUAAAUAGUUUCUAUGCACUACUUGCAAAAGUGGAACCGUACAUAACAAAGCAGGAUACCAAUUUGAGGCAGAGUAUAAGUGCAGAAGCUCGUCUGGAAGCAACGCUCAUAUUUUUAGCAUCUGGGUGCUCAUAUACACCUACAACCCCAGAGGAAUGGAUGCGUGUGGCACAUGGUUUUCAAACAAGAUGGGAUUUCCCAAACUGUUUGGGGGCUAUUGACGGGAAACAUGUGUUGAUAAGGCCUCCACCUGAUAGUGGUUCGUACUUCUUUAAUUACAAAGGAAGCCACAGCAUCGUACUCCUUGCCAUAUGUGAUGCAAACUGUGAAUUUAUAUAUGUAGACAUAGGCACAAAUGGUAGAGUAUCAGACGGAGGCGUGUGGGACAACUGUACUCUCAAUACUCGUAUUGCAAGUCAAACUGCUGGUCUGCCAGGGGAUCGAAUGGUUACCGGAAGUGAGAUGACACUACCAUACGUUUUUGUGGCAGACGAAGCAUUUCCGUUGCGCCGACACAUUAUGAAACCCUUUCCACAUACUAAUCAGACUAGAAGGGAACGUAUUUUCUCAUAUCGUCUCUCCAGGGCAAGACGUACUAUAGAAAAUGCAUUUGGCAUUUUGGCAAACAGAUUUCGCGUGUUUAUGCCAUCUGUUAUACUACCGCCAUCAAAACUUGAUACCAUAGUUUUAGCAUGCACAUCUCUGCAUAACUUCCUCAGGAGAGACCAUGUGAGCCACCACACGCCUGAAGGAUGUUUAGAUGUUGAGGAUUUGUCAGUAGGACACAUUAUUCCUGGAAGCUGGCGACAAACUUAUGAAUUACCAGGGCUACAGAGGGUGAGCCGAAAUGACAUGGCUGAUACCAGGAAUGUCCUUGAACAAUAUAUGCAGUAUUUUAAUGGAGAAGGGGCAGUGCCAUGGCAGUAUAGAUCGAUAAAUGAUUAA